This is a messenger RNA of Penicillium pulvis, 777 nucleotides long. RefSeq lists its product as uncharacterized. NCBI's taxonomy places the organism in Eukaryota, Fungi, Ascomycota, Eurotiomycetes, Eurotiales, Aspergillaceae. The record is from RefSeq and is a predicted model, not a curated record. Bases 1 to 777 code for a protein of 258 amino acids. The transcript has 2 exons.
AUGCCAACUCCAAUCCCCCAUUUCCUCCUUCCCCGAGGCCUCCCAACAGCCCGGACCCUCCGCACCCUCCAACACCGCGGCCUGAAUGCCAACUUCUCCACAACCAGCGCGGUUUACCGUAUGAACAAGGCCAAGCCUGAGACAAGAAAGAACCGUAUUCUCGAAAAGCCAGACAAGUUCCGGCCUCCAUCCCACCCGCAGCGCAUUGUUAGCCCAGCCGUCCGCACGCCAUCCGGUCAACCAGUUAACUAUGGACCGCGUCUUACUGCCAAGGAGCGCGAGGAACAGGAUAAGAAGCAGUAUCCUAGUAUGUUCCCGCCGGAGGGAACUGUUAUGUUUAAGUUCUUGACUAGUCGGUGGAUUCAUGUUUGGAUUGCGAUGAGCAUCCUAACAACCCUCGCAACAUUCACCUUCACGACAAAUUUCAAAGCAAGCUCCCCCUUCGCACACCUUCUACCCCCCUGGUCAGGCCUCCUCACUAGCCCCUUCGAGACCAUCUCCCAGGCUCUGAGUGUCUACCGGAUGCACGUGCAACACGAGUCUAUGCGCGUGCGCGAGAAGCGUCAUGCCCGGAUUGAGGACGCUGAGAAGCGGAGACAGUACCGGAUUGCGCAUGGGCUUGAGGAGCCAGCCGAGGAGGAGAAGGAGGUUGUUGCUAUUGACGAUCAGAGCCCUAUUGCUGCUGAUGUUGCGACUGAGGGUGCUCCCAAGCAGGGCGAGUAUGUUGAUUUUGACGGGAAGAGGAAGCCUGUUAAGAAGUGGCUUGGAAUUUGGUAG